Molecule: messenger RNA, 978 nt
Organism: Dermatophagoides pteronyssinus (European house dust mite)
Lineage: Eukaryota; Metazoa; Arthropoda; Arachnida; Sarcoptiformes; Pyroglyphidae
Source: RefSeq, a predicted model, not a curated record
AAUCAAUUGAAUAUAAUCGAUUACGAUAAUCGAAUUGAAAUUAAUAAACAAAACGAAAAAUUAAAUUUUUCCGAUCUGGAUCUAUUAAGUAAUCAUCGUCAUCAUAAUCAUCAGCAUCAGGAUCAGGAAAGCCCAAUCGGCUUAAUAAAGAAAGGUAACAACAACAAUAACAAUAACGAAGAAGAAGAAGAAGAAGACGAUUAUAUGUCGAAUGGUCAAAGUGAUUUAGAAUUUUUUGAUCAAUUUCAAUUACAGAAUCAAAAUUUAUUUGAUGAAAAUUUUGAAAUUGAUUUACAAUCAUUAACACCAUCAUCAGUACAACGAUUAUUUACUAGUCAGAUUUCAAUGUCUGGAUUUAAUCCGAACAACAACAACAACAAUAGCAAUAAUAAUAACGGGCAGAAUUUUUUAGAUUCAUCAUUAGUAUCAUCGAAUAUUAAGCAACAACAACAACAACAGAAUCUAGUUAAUAAUUCAAAGCUUUCAAUUCAACAACAACAACAACCGAUAAUUAAUCAACAACAACAACAACAACAAUCAUCAUCAAAUAUAUUAACCGCAACAAAUAUUCAUCUACGACAUCCAUCAUUAUCACAUCAAUUAAUUAGACAAGAUUCACAAUCAUUAUUAUUUGGUGGUAGUUGUUGUAGUAGUACAAGUAAUACAAAUACAUCAACAACAUUUGAUUCUAUUAGUAAUUACGGUAGUGGUGGUUGUGGUAGUUCAUCAUCAUCAUCAUCAACACCAUCAACGCCAUCAAGUAUAAUUGGUGGUAUAUCAAUAACGGUGGCAUCAUUGCCACCGCAACAACAACAACAACAACAGGUAGCAGAAUCAUCAUUAUCAUCAUCGACAUCGACAUCGAAUUUAAUUUCAUCACCAACAUCGACAUCGACAAUAACAACAAAUCCAAUAUCAUUGCCAAGUUUUAAUGAAAUUUAUUCACCACCAAGAUUUGGAUCAACAACAUCAUCAUCA